This is a messenger RNA of Galeopterus variegatus (Sunda flying lemur), 3518 nucleotides long. It is a transcript of the gene DRD1, whose product is annotated as dopamine receptor D1. Gene Ontology annotation, biological process: G protein-coupled dopamine receptor signaling pathway; vasodilation; adenylate cyclase-activating adrenergic receptor signaling pathway. Gene Ontology annotation, molecular function: G protein-coupled receptor activity; dopamine neurotransmitter receptor activity, coupled via Gs. Gene Ontology annotation, cellular component: plasma membrane. NCBI's taxonomy places the organism in Eukaryota, Metazoa, Chordata, Mammalia, Dermoptera, Cynocephalidae. The record is from RefSeq and is a predicted model, not a curated record. The transcript has a single exon. The coding region runs from base 460 to 1812 and encodes 450 amino acids.
AUGUAUUUUCAACUGCGUCUCAGAAGGGGAGAAUUCCGUCACCAACAGAGAGGCAACGUUAGCCCCGAAAUGUGACUGCAGUUGACUGGCAGGCAGAGGCCUGGGAGUCUCUCAGUUGAUGGCUUAGAAUAUGCUAAAACGCCAGUACUUUCCUUGGGGAAUUCAGGAGCCUGCUGGUGCCCGUGACCGUGACCUGGAGCAAGGGAGUCAGAAGACAGUUAUAGAAAGCAAGAAGGACCGUCCACAGGACUGACUUGGAUUGCCAACGGGAGGCUCCUGCCACACAACUGUUGCCGUCCUCUGAUGGAAUGUUGGUGAGGUCCUGCACCCAGGGGAGCACCUGGGGCUGUGCGAGGGGCUGCCUGGGGAGUGAAGACUCCUGGCAGACUGACUGACCCCCGAUCCCUGCUCAGGAACUUGAGGGGUGUCAGAUUCCCGGAUGUGCUUUUCUUCAGGAAGAUGAGGACUGUGAACACCUCCACCAUGGACCGGGCAGGGCUGGGGCUGGAGAGGGACUUCUCCUUCCGCAUUCUCACAGCCUGUUUCCUGUCACUGCUCAUACUGUCCACCCUCCUGGGAAAUACGCUGGUCUGUGCUGCCGUUAUCAGGUUCCGACACCUGCGGUCUAAGGUGACCAACUUCUUUGUCAUCUCCUUGGCUGUGUCGGAUCUCUUGGUGGCUGUCUUGGUCAUGCCCUGGAAAGCGGUGGCUGAGAUUGCUGGCUUCUGGCCCUUUGGGUCCUUCUGUAACAUCUGGGUGGCCUUUGACAUCAUGUGCUCCACUGCGUCCAUCCUCAACCUCUGUGUGAUCAGCGUGGACAGGUACUGGGCUAUCUCCAGCCCUUUCCGGUAUGAGAGGAAGAUGACCCCCAAGGCAGCCUUCAUUCUGAUCAGCGUGGCGUGGACCUUGUCUGUACUCAUUUCCUUCAUCCCAGUGCAGCUCAGCUGGCACAAGGCAAAACCCACAAGACCCUCUGAUAGGAAUGCCACUUCCCUGGGUGAGACCCCAGACAACUGUGAUUCCAGCUUGAGCAGGACGUACGCCAUUUCAUCCUCCCUAAUAAGCUUUUACAUCCCUGUGGCCAUCAUGAUUGUCACCUACACCAGGAUCUACAGGAUUGCCCAGAAACAAAUACGGCGCAUCUCAGCUUUGGAGAGGGCAGCAGUCCAUGCCAAGAAUUGCCAGAGCACCACAGGUAAUGGAAAGCCUGUUGAAUGUUCUCAACCAGAAAGUUCCUUUAAGAUGUCUUUCAAAAGAGAGACUAAAGUUCUGAAGACUCUGUCUGUGAUCAUGGGGGUGUUCGUGUGCUGCUGGCUACCUUUCUUCAUCUUGAACUGCAUAUUGCCCUUCUGUGGGUCUGGAGAGACCCAGCCCUUCUGCAUUGAUUCUAUCACCUUUGAUGUGUUUGUGUGGUUUGGGUGGGCUAAUUCCUCCCUGAACCCCAUCAUUUAUGCUUUUAAUGCUGAUUUUCGGAAGGCAUUUUCAACCCUCCUAGGAUGCUACAGACUUUGCCCUACGACGAAUAACGCCAUAGAGACGGUUAGCAUUAACAACAACGGAGCUGUCGUGUUUUCCAGUCAUCACGAACCACGAGGCUCCAUAUCCAAGGAAUGCAAUUUGGUUUACCUGAUACCACAUGCUGUGGACUCCUCUGAGGGCCUGAAAAAGGAGGAGGCAGGUGGAAUAGCCAAACCCUUGGAGAAGCUGUCCCCGGCCCUGUCGGUCAUAUUAGACUAUGACACUGAUGUCUCUCUAGAGAAGAUCCAACCCAUCACACAAAAUGGACAGCAUCCAACCGGAACUCCUGGAUGAAUCCUGCCAUACAUGCUCAUCCCCAAAGCUAGAGGAGGUUUCUCUGGACUUGUUUUUAAGAAACUAAGGUAUGGUGAGACUCAGGUGUCAGAAUGCUCUGCUGCUUUCCAACACACACUAACUAUAUUUUCAUAUACAUUCCAGUGUAUUUUCUGUGUUGUUCAUAGUCAACCAAACAGGGACACAUGGGAAGUUACAAGGAACAUGUCUUUGGCCCUAAAUUGUUUCUAAAAACUUGUUCUUGUUUUAGGACUUUAAAAAAUAGGGCAAAGAAUCAACAAUGAACAGCUUCACUUAAUCAUCAAAUCUUUCUGGAAAAGAAACAAGAAGGGUUGAGUUUGCUGUGUACAAACAGGUGCUAACACUGUUCCAAGCAAAGUUUUCAGAUUGUAAAGGUAGGUGCAUGCCUUCAUAAAUUAUUUCUAAAAACAAUUGAGGCUUACUGUACGAAUGGAAUUUUUUUCAGAAUUGAGAGAUGCUUUGUUCAUACUGGUUUUAUUUAUUUAUUGUAUUAUAUGGAUAUUUUUAAUUUAUUAUAAUAAAUCUAUAUUUAUCAUAUUUAAUAGGAUAAACUAAUGCAUUAUCUGAGACCUUACAACCACAUUUUUGUCCAUUUAACUAGCACUUUAUAAACCAAUGAAACAAACACACAGACUCUUUGAGAUUCUAGAUGCUCAUGUACGUAUAAUUUCUAGAAACAUAGCAAAGACAGAUAGGAAAUAAAGUUGUGAUGAUUCCUUAAAAUUCACUGACACAAAUAAAUAUGAGGUGAGAAUUAACAAAUGCUGUGAAUGCCUUUUUUUCCCCCUGAAAGGAUUUUGAAAAAUUUAAAAAAGUAUAGUUACUAUUGUGUUCAACAUUUAUUAAAUGACAAAGACCUUCCCAGGAGAAAUUGUAUUUCUGUAAAUAUCUUAAAUAAAGCCAGCUUAAUAAGAAUUCAACUUUAAAGCUAUGAUCUUAGGUGGUAAUGAAAAGUAUAUGCCACUUUGUAUUUAUGUAAAAUAAUUGGCCCGCCUUGUCGUUUCUCAUUUCACGUGUCAGAUAUAGCUUUUCUGAACCAAAUGAAUGAAUGGCUGUCUUGGAUACAGAGGUGUAAUGAAGACAGUGUUUUUUUUUUUUGAACUCUUGUGCCCUGCCGAUGGACAAAGCUCAAACUCCACGUCUCCAUCUUACCAGGUCACCAAGCUAGUCAGCGGGGCUACUUUUUGUAGUGCUUUAAUCUGAAUUUAGAACUGAUUUUUUAAAAAGUCUUUAAAUAUUAAUGGUAUACUAACUAACAAAUAGUGCCUGAUUGUUAUACUCGAGUAAGACACUCUACUGGUGGAAGAGAUAGGAGACCCCUUUUCUUUGGGUGGGUUAAGCACCCCAAAGCCAUCAGCAUUUCUUUUGACAAAUGCAAUUCCUUUCUCUGUGCUUUGGAAUUAAGUCCCUAUGUCAUUGCCUAGACUGUAAAAAGUACCGUGUUUCCCUUGCUAGAUACGAACACAUGUGGGACAUUUCAACAGUUUCUUUGAAAUGUUUACAAAGUAUUCUUCUUGAUAAGCAAUUUAUUUAACACUUAAAUGAAAUUGGUAAAAAGAAAAAAAAAAUCUACUGAAAAAUAUCUCCUGCAUCAGGUCUGUGUUAUUUAUGUAUUGUGAAUGUUUUCUUAAUUUUAUUGCCUGUAUGCUUUCUUACAUAUAAUAAAAUUAUUUUGUGAACUCAAA